AUGGCGGCGCUCGAACCGGGGUCAAACGCGUGCGUGCGCGAGGUACGACGAGGCUUCUUGGCCUGGGUUACCGCCAGCCUCUAUGUGGUGCUGACGUCGGACUACGACAUUUUCAUCCAGCAGUUGGACAUCGCGAGCACAGACCUCAGGGGGUUGCGUUUCGGCCCAUCGGGCGGGGGACUCCCCGUGGGCCUGGCGGGCGGCCGGGUGUACCGUUUCACCGUGGCGCCCGCGCCGGCCGAGCUCGUGGCGCUGCUGGCCGAGGGGGAUUCAGCGGCGAUCGCGGCGCGGAGGGCAUCGCCCGCAGUGCCGCUGCCGCUGCCCGCGCCCCCGGCGCCGCCCACCCCCGGCGCGACGGCCUCGCACGGCGCUGGUGGCACGCGGGUGCUGGACGUGCCCGGCAGGAGCCGCGUGGUCGGGCAGGAGGCGCUGCCACCUGCGGCGCUCGAUGUCGGCGGCCGCUCCGCGGUGACCCUCGCGGGCGAGGUCUGCACGGUGACGCGGCUCGAGCCGAACGCGGACAUCGACGCCUGGGCCCGCGCGGGGCGAGCCGCGGUUGCUGGCCAUGGGUGCGCGGCGCCGAGGACCACGCCCUCUCUGGCCGGCGCCAGCCUGCUGGUCCGCGAGCCGAGCGUGCCGAUCCGCCUGCGGGGGCCCCCCCACGAUGGGCGACGCGGUCAGCGGGCUGCAGUCGCGGGCACCAGCACCGGGGUGAUCUCGAAGGCCCUCGAGCUCGCGGUGUCCGACGGCCUCGACCUCGCCAACCUCACCUCAUAUGGAGUACCUGAACCGACGCCGGCAGCUGCUGACCCCGAGAAGGCGGACUUCGAGGGCGCGCACCACGUCAUGGGGGAGGACGAGGUGUCGUCAGGCGCGCUGGCGGCGCCGUCGCUGCGGGAACACGUGGCGGCGGAAUUCUCGAGGGAGGGCGCCAUCGACAAGGAGCGCCGCAAGGCGAAGGAGGCGAAGAAACCAGGCCCCAAAGGGGCCAAGGAGAAGGACUGA
This is a messenger RNA of Prorocentrum cordatum, 1005 nucleotides long. Lineage: Eukaryota; Dinophyceae; Prorocentrales; Prorocentraceae. The record is from the annotation of a GenBank genome assembly.